Molecule: messenger RNA, 5997 nt
Organism: Cyprinus carpio (common carp)
Lineage: Eukaryota; Metazoa; Chordata; Actinopteri; Cypriniformes; Cyprinidae
Product: leucine rich repeat transmembrane neuronal 4 like 2
Cellular component (GO): plasma membrane
Molecular function (GO): protein binding
Source: RefSeq, a predicted model, not a curated record
AUCGCUCGCAGCCCAACACUGUAACCGGCGGAUGCAACACGUCCCUCAGACUCACCGGUGCUGAAGCUGCGCGCCUCCCGAAGAUUCCAGCAUCCCGCGUCCUUUCACAGCUACAGUAUGGAUCAAGAUGCCUUUUAUCGCCUGAUAAACUUCUCUUCGUUUUGUUUUGUCGCUUUGCUCAUCACGUUCGCAUCAUCUCGCGAUUUAACAUUCGUGGGAAUCGGUAACCUGACACAUCAACUUGGUUUUUGGUAGUUAUGCUUGGCAGUUUGACUCUCGCGCAACUGCGCUCAAUAAACUGACGCUUUUAUUUAGUUGCACUUCAGCAUCGCCAAAAAGCGCAGAGAGAUUUCUGGAGUGAAUCACCGUCUAAACACUCAGCUGGAGCAGAACCAGUGUCAUGGGGCCCUUACUCUGGGAAGGGCGCCUGUCAUGUUUUCUUCUCCAUGCUUCUGUUCUCCUGCUGCUCAGCAAGGGGGAGCGGAUGUGCCCUGUGAGUUGCCGCUGCGAAGGCAAGAUUGUUUACUGCGAGUCUGGCGCCUUUCAAGACGUCCCGGAGAACAUCUCUUUAGGGUGCCAGGGUCUAUCCCUGAGGUACAACAGCCUCUUGUUGUUGCUACCUUACCAGUUUGCUCACCUCAACCAGCUGGUCUGGCUCUACCUGGACCACAAUUCCAUCAGCGUAGUUGAUAGACUGGCUUUCCAGGGACUUCGCAGGCUAAAGGAACUAAUCCUAAGCUCUAACAAGAUUGCACAGUUGCAAAAUGGCACCUUUGAGACUGUCCCAAACCUUCGCAACCUUGACCUGGCCUACAACCAGCUAAAGGACUUGAUGCCGGGGCAUUUUCAUGGACUACGCAAGCUUCAGAAUCUUCACCUGCGAUCAAACAACAUCAAAAGCAUCCCUGUCCGUACUUUUAUGGAAUGUCGAAGCCUGGAGUUUCUAGAUUUGGGUUACAAUCGCCUACGGACUAUAACUCGUACAACCUUUCUGGGACUGCUCAGGCUGACGGAACUUCACCUUGAACACAAUCAAUUUUCCAGGAUUAACUUUUUCCUAUUUCCACGCCUCUUGAAUCUGCAGGCUCUUUAUCUGCAAUGGAAUCGCAUACGUUCGGUUGUCCAAGGUUUGCCUUGGACUUGGCACACUUUACAGAAAUUGGAUCUAUCAGGCAACGAGAUUCAAGUUUUGGAUCCGGCUAUUUUUAGGUGUCUGCCCAACUUGCAUACACUCAAUCUGGAGUCUAACAAGAUAAGCAACGUGUCCCAGGAAGUUGUUUCAUCGUGGAUCUCCAUUAGCACUAUCAACCUGGCAGGAAACAUAUGGGACUGUAGCUCUAGUAUCUGCCCUCUGGUGUCUUGGCUGAGAAACUUCAGGGGAACUAGAGAUGCCAGCAUUAUUUGCAGCACUCCCAAAUCCCUUCAGGGAGAAAGAGUCAUGGACGCAGUGAGGAACAACUCGGUGUGCGAGGAGAUAUUCACCGUGGAGCCGACCACGGAAUUAACUCUUCUUUUGACUACAACUACGACAACUCUUUAUGUAACAAAGCCACCCACAACCACCACUACAACCCCACGCACCACAACUAAACAUCUUUCUCAAGUUACCCACGUACAAAGAGUCACCCCAAAGGUUUUAUUCCCUGUUCAGUCCAACAACGAAUUCCUACCACCCCUAUCGGUAACACCUAGCAGCCUACCCUUCACCCCCGAACCUGAGUUUGAGCAUAUGACCUUCCACAAGAUCAUCGCCGGCAGCGUUGCCCUAUUUCUCUCUGUGUCUUUAAUCCUAUUAGUGAUUUACGUGUCGUGGCGACGAUACCCCAACAGCAUGAGGCAACUCCAGCAGCACUCCAUUAGACGCAAGCGCAGGAAAAAGACUCAAGAGCCUGAGCACAACAUCAACUCUCAACUUCAAGAGUAUUACCUAAGCUACAACCAUGCCAAUGCCGAGACCAUGGACUCUUUGGUUAACGGGGCGUGCACCUGCACCAUCUCGGGCUCCAGAGAGUGCGAGGUAUGACCUACCACUAAAAAAAACGCAUUCUCUGCACCAGGGAGUCUGAGAAUGCAUACACGUAUCCCAGACCACUGCCAGGGGCCUGGAUGGGAGACAUAUCCACAAUUCACUGAGGGGCCCGUGAGAAAUUGCACCACUGCCCAUUAUGAUUUGCAGCGGCUCAGAUAAAGCCUUUCCUGGAUUUUGCUUCAGCGCUGAGAAUUUUCCAACACAAAAGGAGAAAGAAUUAGGCUGAAUGGGUGGCACACAUCCUCAACCCCUCAUUUUGGACUCUUUUAAAUGUGGAGCAAGCGGAUACGGCAUCAAUUUGACACCCCCCCCAUACUCGAGUCAAACCGGUUUGGUUUUUACUUCAACCAACAAUAAACAUCCUCCACAAUGGGGCUUGCAAGCACGCAAAGCAAAUCCAUCCGUAAUGAACCAGCGAAAUGUUUCUCGACGCUGCCAUUGUUGCUGUAUGAUAGCUACUACCUGCUCUCUCCAAGGAAUCGACGCCCACCGUCCAAUCUCCCAUCCUGUUCAUCCUUUUGUGUUGUGUAGUGAUGUGACAAACUAUUCAUGCCGAACCAUCAGAAACGUCUCUCGUGAUCAGUGGACGGUAAUUGCUCAAUUGAGCACAACCCACGAGGAGGUUUCUGAGGACUACAUAACAACAGAAGAUAUUUUUGAAUGCUGUGAAAACAUCAUGAAGAAAAGCCUGUUUGCAAGGACUGUAACCUCACCACGAGUUCCCACUGUGAUUUGAUUUCAACCCUGGCUGACCUUGGACACACCACGGGAGAGUUGAAUUGUGGGUAUCGUAUGUGUCGUGAAUGUGCUUUUUUGUUCUCCAUUUAAAGCUGGAAUUUCCACUUUGCCUGGAUUUUUAGGAGUCCUUUCUCUUUGUUCAGACAGAAAAGUUAGCUGACUACUUUUGUAUGAGCACCCGAAUGUGAUGAAUCAAAGAGAGAUCGACUUCAUGUUUUUGAAACUCUUGCAUCCGGAUGCCUUUUUGUCGCUUGACAUCUGAUCAUCACUCUGGACGUUUUCUCUCAACACCAUCUUUAUUUUGUACUGCAAAUUUGGCAUGGCAUAAAACAGUGGUUCUCAACUAUUGGGCUGCAGGUCUGUUCUGAUCAGGGUCAUAGACACCUAAUAAAACGCAGCUAACCAUAUAAUCAUUCAUAGGUGAGACAGCAAAAUAAAUGCUUUUGUUUUUGGCGUCAAAGAUGUGUGCAAUCCAGCUCUACAGUAUUUCGGCACGAAUUCAUCCACUAGACAGAAUGAGAAGCCAAAAAUGAAAAGGCUGCAUGACAUAAUCCUCAAAAACCACGAGCAAACUACUAAACGUGAGGAAAAUAUGACCCACACUACAUUAAAUAUGGGUUCACAGGGUUUGUGUCGACCACAAUGUGUUUUAUAUGGUGAAUUUUUGUCUGUUUAGGGCAUCGUGCUUUAGAAACCAAAAUAGCUAGCUUUUGUCAUGUUAAUAAUUUAGUAUAUUGUUGGGUCUUAGCAUUUCUUGAAAAUAGUAUUAUUACAUUUUAAUGUUUGAAUUUAGGGACAUUUUUUACUUUUUGUACUGUAAAUAAUUUGGGUAUCAUGUCGAGUCACCACUUAAUUUCCGAUGCAAAAUCUGGGUCCUGUUGAGACUUCAAACCUUUCUCAGAUCUUCACACUUGGAUGACCAUAAUACAUUCAUCAUGUAACUAAAUGCAACCAGUACAUCAAUGAAUGAAUGCAAACGGACAGAAAGUCACGGGAAAGAUUCUGCACACCCACUGCCAUCUGUCCAAAAGCAUCCAAAAGCCCCUCUUGAUUGUUGUAUAAUCAUUAUAAUUACAUCCAUCAUAACUGGUUAACAUAUAUGCAGCUGUUUUUUUUCAGCCAGUAACAAGCUGAAUGAGAACUAAAACUGCCAAAGCAGAACAAAUGGUUAUUGCUUUUAGUCAAAGCUAUUAGCUAAAGAGAGCUGGAUUUAAGUUGGAGUAUACUCGCUCUUAAAAAUAAAGGUUUGUUAUUGGCAUUGAUGCGUCAGUGAAGAACCUUAAACUUCCUUGGAAAAUUUCCAUAAAAGGUCCUUUAUAGUGAAAUAAGGUUAUUCAGAUUAUUAAUAUGGUACCACUAAGGGGAAAAAUUGCUCAUUUAAGAACUUUUACCUGAAAGGUUCUUUGGAGAACCCAAAUGGUUCAAUGACAUCACUAUUAAAAACUCCUUUUGAAACCUUUAUUUUUAAGACUGUAGAAUCUUUACAUUCCACAAAACGUUUUUUUUAUAGUGGAAAAAGGUUCUGUAGUUUAUUAAAAUGUUUUUCACAGUAAGAAAAUAAUUAAGAACUGUUACAUGAAAGGUUCUUUGAGGAACCAAAAUUAUUCUUUAAAUGGCAUUGUGACACACAAAAACAAAUAAUAAUAAUUUUGGAACCUUUAUUAUUAAGAGCGUAAAUGGAUACCUUUGCUAAAAAUGUGAUGUUUUCACAUGUAAAACUGACCAGCCAGCGUGUUGCUAAGGUGUACUAAAUGGUUUCAGUACAAUGCUAUGGUGUUCUGGGUUAUUAACCCCAAUUCAUGAAGGCCCACAUGCAAGUCUCUAUGGUAUUUUGAUCUUUACAUUAAAGGCUUAGGUCCUUUCUUCAAUAUCUGAGGGAAUUUUUGGCCUGUUUGAUCACCUGCCAGGCAGAAAUCAUAAGUCAGAUCACUUAGAAAACUAACAGCACGUCUCUCCUCAACAAGCUGCGUGAUUUGUGGUAUCUCAUGCCCAAAGUACAAACGCUGAGGAUGAGCCACAAAUGGAUGAGUCACGCACAAAACCAGCUCUUAAUUCUGAGCAAUAGUGAGUUAGGUUUGCCUAUGCAAACUCCUCUGAGAAAAGAUGUAAAACAAACCACUGAAUUGUGUGCCAUCAUGUGUCCUUGUGAGAAAUGGCCACCCUUAAAGUCUCAUGUUAUCAGAUCUUCUUAGGGAGGGCUGCGUCUGCCAAGAACACACAAUCUAUCAAUGUCACUGCAGGGAUGGUAUGACUGUGGGGGUUUCUGUGCAAUUUACUUAGUAACAUUUCACAUCCUCUUGAAGAACAAGCCAAAUAAUUCACAGAUUUCAGAUUAGGAGGACAGCUCGCCCCGAUUUAUUGAUUUUUUUAGAAAUCCUUUAGUCAGAGGUAUAAUAAAAAUAACUAAAAAGGCCGUCUUGGUUGUUUAAUCAUGCCUCUCGGUUUAAAGAAUGAUGAAGUGUCUUCAUACCUCCCAAGAAAUGACUGGUCAAAUUAAAAAGAUUUUUUCCCAUAGUUCUCUGAAGCCUUUCACAUGUUUAUAUGCUCAGUAUGCAUGCACAUUUCUGUUAGCCAUCCACUUUUCAGUGUGCUCAACAACCUUGGGUUUCUAAAGCAAAACUAGGCUGAUGGGGAAAACGCAAAUGAUGCAAUUUGCUUCUCUAAGAGACCUCUAUUAGCUGAACAUGUUCAAGGCUCUGUACCAUUAUGACUGAACUGAAGUAGACAGAUGGUGAAGGUGUAAAUACUGAUUUGCAUUUUGAGCUCAUGUGUGAAAAGGGUCAAGGACAAAUUGCCCAGUUUUGCUCUCUCCUGAAUUGUCCUAAAUUUGAGGACAUGUCUUUUGAGUAAAAAUAGGAUUUUCAAAGCAUAGUUGUUCUUUAUGUUCUUACUAAAACAUAGCAAUGUUGUGAAGUUACAUUCUGUCUUUAUCUUUAUAAAGCUAGAAAUCCAACAGAACCAGAAAACUCCAUUUGUUGAUGUUUUGAACUUAAUUGAACUUUGAACAGAAUUUUUCUGUUUCCAUGUUAUCUGUUGAUUUUUCCAUCAUUGGCUCACAUUUAAAAACAAUUGAAGCCACGAUAAUGAAAAGCAAAUCAUAAAAGAAGAGUUCACCCAAAACUGAAAAAUUACUCACCCUCAAGCAAUCUAACAUGAAAUAUUUUUUUUCUUUUUUCUUCAGAACAGAUUUGGAUAAAUUUAGCAUUACAUCACACCAAUGGAUUCUUUAA